Toxotes jaculatrix (banded archerfish) is the source of this 5448-nucleotide messenger RNA. Its product is annotated as dolichyl-diphosphooligosaccharide--protein glycosyltransferase subunit STT3B. Gene Ontology annotation, biological process: post-translational protein modification. The transcript is spliced from 16 exons. Gene Ontology annotation, molecular function: dolichyl-diphosphooligosaccharide-protein glycotransferase activity. The record is from RefSeq and is a predicted model, not a curated record. Gene Ontology annotation, cellular component: membrane. The coding region runs from base 247 to 2661 and encodes 804 amino acids. Lineage: Eukaryota; Metazoa; Chordata; Actinopteri; Toxotidae.
ACUGUUGCGGGCUCUGUAUGUGGCGCAUGAGUGUGCGUUUCGGGAUGUAACGGCAGCCUCUCGGUGUAACGAUACUGAGAUUAUAUAUAAAUAUUUAUAUAUAUGUGCUCUGGGGACUCAGAAGAUAGGAUACCUUAGGAGAGCGGGCACAAAAUAAGGGAGUUUACGACAGCACGGAGCGGAGGCAGACACGGGAGCGUGGCAGGAGGGACGCUCUAGCAAACCCAACCGACACCGCACGCAGAAAUGGCGGAGCACCACGCAGCCAGCGACGGGAAGCACAAAGCGUCCACCAAUGCCGGGGGCUCGGUGCACGGGAACAGCCGACCCGGCGCCGCGGGUGGAGGAGGGGGCAAAGGAGGCCUGUCUGGCGGACUGACACAGCCAGCAGGGUGGCAGUCUUUACUCUCCUUUAGUAUUCUUUUUCUGGCCUGUCUGGCGGGAUUCAGCUCCAGACUUUUCGCGGUGAUCCGGUUCGAGAGCAUCAUCCACGAGUUUGAUCCAUGGUUCAACUAUAGAUCAACACACCAUCUCACCACAAAUGGCUUCUACGAGUUCCUCAACUGGUUUGAUGAAAGGGCCUGGUACCCCUUGGGCAGGAUCGUUGGUGGCACAGUAUACCCGGGGUUAAUGGUUACUGCGGGCCUCAUCCACUACGUGCUCAACCUGCUCCACAUCACUGUCCACAUCCGUGAUGUGUGCGUCUUUCUGGCACCGGUGUUCAGCGGUCUCACCGCCAUCUCCACCUUCCUGCUGACACGGGAGCUGUGGAACCAGGGUGCAGGGCUGCUGGCGGCCUGCUUCAUUGCCAUCGUACCUGGCUAUAUCUCCCGCUCUGUUGCAGGCUCUUUUGACAAUGAGGGCAUCGCCAUCUUCGCCCUGCAGUUCACCUACUACCUCUGGGUGAAAUCAGUGAAGACAGGCUCGGUAUUCUGGACUAUUGGCUGUUGUCUCUCCUAUUUCUACAUGGUGUCAGCAUGGGGAGGUUAUGUAUUUAUUAUCAACCUGAUUCCUCUGCAUGUGUUUGUGCUGCUGCUGAUGCAACGCUACAGCAGAAGAGUCUACAUCGCAUACAGCACUUUCUACAUUGUGGGUCUCGUACUGUCGAUGCAGAUCCCUUUCGUCGGCUUCCAGCCAAUCAGGACCAGCGAGCAUAUGGCUGCUGCCGGUGUGUUUGCACUACUCCAAGCGUAUGCCUUCCUGCAGUACCUGAAGGACAGGCUUACCAGACAGGAGUUCCAGACACUUUUCUUCCUCGGAGUCUCUCUAGCUGCCGGCAUGGUCUUCCUCACAGUGAUCUAUCUCACAUACACAGGAUACAUUGCUCCAUGGAGUGGUCGUUUCUACUCUCUUUGGGACACAGGCUACGCUAAGAUCCACAUCCCCAUCAUAGCAUCGGUUUCUGAGCACCAGCCGACGACGUGGGUCUCCUUCUUCUUUGACCUCCACAUCCUGGUCUGCACCUUCCCAUCAGGCCUCUGGUUCUGCAUCAAGAACAUCAAUGAUGAACGAGUGUUUGUGGCCCUGUAUGCCAUCAGCGCAGUGUAUUUUGCUGGUGUGAUGGUGCGAUUGAUGCUGACGCUGACUCCAGUGGUGUGCAUGCUGUCAGCCGUGGCUUUCUCCAGUGUCUUUGAGCAUUACAUGGGAGAUGACACAAAGAGGGAGAAACCCCCCGCCGAAGACAGCAGCGACGAGGACGACAAGAGGAACUCUGGGAAUCUCUAUGACAAGGCUGGAAAGGUGCGCAAACACGUGUCGGAGCAGGAGAAAGCAGAGGAGGGCUUGGGUCCAAACAUCAAGUCCAUAGUCACCAUGUUAAUGUUGAUGCUGCUGAUGAUGUUCGCCGUCCACUGCACGUGGGUCACCAGCAACGCCUACUCCAGCCCCAGUGUGGUGCUUGCUUCAUAUAACCACGAUGGGACACGUAACAUCCUGGAUGACUUCAGGGAGGCCUACUACUGGUUGAGACAGAACACAGACGAGCACGCACGCGUCAUGUCGUGGUGGGACUACGGUUACCAGAUAGCCGGCAUGGCCAACAGGACCACGCUCGUAGACAAUAACACGUGGAACAACAGUCAUAUAGCUCUGGUGGGUAAAGCCAUGUCGUCCAAUGAGAGUGCAGCCUAUAAAAUCAUGAGGUCGCUAGAUGUGGAUUACGUGCUGAUCAUCUUCGGAGGAGUAAUCGGCUACUCAGGCGAUGAUAUAAACAAGUUCCUGUGGAUGGUGAGGAUAGCGGAGGGAGAGCACCCGAAGGACAUCAGGGAGAGUGAUUACUUCACCCCACAGGGAGAGUUCAGAGUGGACAAGGCUGGUUCACCAACUCUGCUCAACUGCCUCAUGUACAAGAUGUCCUAUUAUCGAUUUGGUGAAAUGCAGCUGGACUUCCGGACACCACCUGGUUUCGACCGGACACGUAACGCCGAGAUCGGCAACAAGGACAUCAAGUUCAAGCACCUGGAGGAGGCGUUCACCUCAGAGCACUGGCUGGUCAGGAUCUACAAGGUGAAGAACCUGGACAACAGAGAGCCGGUGGACCACAAGCUUCGCAGUGUAGUGCCCAAGCAGAAGUACACCUCCAAAAAGACUGCCAAGAGGAAGCGAGGACACAUCAAGAACAAGCUGGUCCUGAGGAAAGGCAAGAAACUACAAAAAAAAUAAUGGUGAUGAUGAUGAUGAUGAACUCUUCUAGGAAAACAAACAAAUACACGCGAAGAAACCUCUAACAACCAAUGAAGACAAACACAGGGGCCGUUUAUGUGGCACUUGGUCUCAAGCGCUUCUCAUUAGGGCGCCCCCGUGUGUUGAGGAAGUUGAAGUGUCGUAUCUGGCUAGCUCCAGAACUAUUGUCUGUUUUAUCCUGAGGACCGCUGUCUUGCUUUUUUUUUCCUCCUGUUUUUGUUUUUCUGUUUGUUUUGGGGUUUUGGUUUUUUUUUACUUUGUACUUGAAUGUGUGGCAAGGUAUAGGACUGCUCUACUUGGUUUGGCGUCUGUUAAUUUUUGUGGUACGUUAAUUAACUGCUUAUCAGUAUGGGGGUUUGGGUGAAGGGGGAAACAAGUGAACAUUUGCACCAAAGACCCACUGACCUUGCUCCAUGGCACAUGCGAACUUAUUACUGAGAGUGAGGAAGCGCAGGAGUGAAAGCUGAGGACUUUGUUCCUGACACGUGUACAGUGGACAGUAUGCGGUAUGGAGGAACGUUACCGUCUAGGCACAGCCCAUCUGUAAUAUUAACCUUUUUAUCAUCAUCGUCAUCUCUGUUAUGUCUGCCUGGCUCCCUGACCCUUAUUUUUCAACAAAUUCUUUAGAGAAAAAAAUUGGCCUAAUAUGUAAAUAUGUUAUGUAAAGAAAAUGUCUAAAAGGAUGAUAAUAUAUUGGAUUAUUGUGGUGAUUUUUAAAUAUGCAGUUUUUGUUUUUCUCUUAAUUUCAUUAUGUGAUUGUUUUCGGAGGGUUUUUUUUUUGUUUUGUUUUUUGUAUGACAGCAAAAUAGAACAGUGAAUGCAAUAAUUCUUGUACAGAGGGGCUUGAGAUUUUGUUGAAAGAAUGAAUGUGAAUUUUUACAGUUUCCCCCCCACCCCCCUUUUUUCAUGAAUUGCAUAGAUUGUAUAUUUCUGCUGCUAGGAUUUUAAAGACAGAAGCAAGCAACUGUGUAUAAAAAAAAAAAAAAAAGUAGUGAUAAUAAAUUAGACAGAGGGAGCUCUCUAGUUCAGUGAGCAAAGCCUAGUGCCUCAUCGCUGGUCAUCAUCACCUCGAUAAUUUUGUGACGGUCUACCUUGUUAGCGUUUUGUUUAGCUCAUCGUGUAUCAGUGGGGCGGGUUGGGUGCUUCGUCCAGACUGAGGCAGUGGAAACUGGAAAAUUUUCAAGAUGUCUGGAAAUAGACUGGUAAACUGUGAAGAGGGGUGGUUAGUACACAGGCACUGAUGUUGAUAUUGUCAGGAAAGGUAAGAACUUUAGGAUACUUUAGAGCUGUGUCCCAGUUCCAUGCUGCAUACAAGUCUUAAAAGGUACUGAGUAUGUAGCUAAUUCACACUGUAGAAUUAAGUGCCAUUCUCAGAUAUAUCAGUAAGCAUUAGGCCUGCAACCAACUGUUAAUAAUCACUGAGUUGUUUUGUCUGUAAAAUGUAAAAAAAAAAUGUCCGUAACAGUUUCCCAGAGCCCAGUGUGAUGUAUUUAAAUGUCUUGUCUUGCCUGAUGAACAGUCUAAAGACAAAAAUAUUUAAUGUAUAAUGACAUUAAACAGAGAGAAGCAGCAAAUCUUCCCAUCUAAAGGGUGAAACAAGCCAGUAUUUGCGAUUUUUGCUUGAGAAAUCACUUGAAUGAUUAAAAAAAACUUGCCACUUAAUUUUCCGUUGAUUAAUUGAGUAAUCAUUUCCCCUCAAAUUUAGUUUGUUCGCUAUAGAAUUCACAGCUAUUCACAAAUAUGUCUAUAAAUAUGGGAAUUUGUGAGAAUCCAGCAUAGAUUUUUUUUUGUAUUGCACUGUUAACAGACACUUGCUGAAUAUGCUCCAUGAAAAUACCUCAGAAUCAGUACUGUAGGUGGUGCAUGGUGUACUUAUUAACAUUAGAGUAUAGUAGGGCUGCAACUGUUUGUCAAUUGUUUGGACCAUAAAAUGGUUUUUUUUGUCCAACCUACAGUCCACAACCCCCCAAAAAAGUAGUUUAAUGUCUUUGCAUUUGCUAAAAAGUGACUCGAGACGAUUAUUGCACUAGUUUUGUCAGUUGACUAAUCAUUAAAGCUCUAUUCAGUAUGGGACUGGGACACAUCUCUAAUCAGCAGGAACCUUUGACUUCUUAUCCUAUGGGCACUGCACUGUUCUUUGUGUUUUGGUUCUUCAGAUGCCAGGUGUAAACACUAAAGGAGUUUCUGUAUGUGCACGCUUCAGUAACCUUUUUUUUUUUUUUUAUCAAAUAAGUGACACAUCAAAAGACUAACACAUCAUACAGCUGUACUUCUUUUUGUCACAUCUCGCAGAAAGUGACUUAUUAGUUUCACCUCUUUAGUUUUUCUUUACACUUAAAAAAAAAAAACAACUUGUCUGAAUCACUUUGUUCUCUUUGCUUUUGAUCUUCUCGGAAAUUGUGUGUCACCAUUUCAGGCUUCAGACCUUCGACACAAUGCCACAUUGUUAUUCAGUUACACAAUGCCUAAAACUGUGUCACGUCUUUUGAUUCCUCAUAUGUCAAGAGAGGAGAAAGUUUAGGCAAAGCCUUAAUGUGAUGUACAGUUUUGUUGCCCUCUUUUAUUUUUUCGUUUUGUUUUCAUUAGGAACGGUGGAACAGUUCUUUCCUCUACUAAGUUUCCUCAUUUCUUAGUAGCUCAGUGCCGUCUGUCCCCGACACCAUUCUUUUGUUUGAUGCAGUCCCUCCCCGCUUCUGUCUGUUCACCUUCAAAGUUUACAUUUUUACAUUGUUGUUCUGUUCAGCCAUCUUUAAAUACACACUUCAA